This is a messenger RNA of Lycium barbarum (goji berry), 483 nucleotides long. RefSeq names its product cell wall / vacuolar inhibitor of fructosidase 2-like. The transcript has a single exon. NCBI's taxonomy places the organism in Eukaryota, Viridiplantae, Streptophyta, Magnoliopsida, Solanales, Solanaceae. The coding region runs from base 1 to 483 and encodes 160 amino acids. Gene Ontology annotation, molecular function: enzyme inhibitor activity. The record is from RefSeq and is a predicted model, not a curated record.
AUGGAAAACAAAGUGCUUUUUCUUCUUCUUCUUUUUCUCAUAUUUUGUUUUGUGAAUCAAUCAUAUGGGGAUCAAAUAGAUGAUAUUUGCAAAAAUAAUCUUGAUCCAAAUCUAUGUGAAGAUUCUCUUAGAAAAGAUCCAAAAGGACCUUCUGAUGAUUUUAAGGGGCUAGCAGGUACAAUUCUCAAUUUAUGUUUAAACAAGGCCAAAGAAAAUUUGGAUCAAGUCCCAAAAUUGGCUCCCCAAAAAUGCCUACAAAUUUGUGUUCAACAAUAUAAUUUGGCUGUCAAUACUUAUAUUCCUAAUUCAAUUAAAGAAUUGGGGUCUGAUCAAUUUGCACAAGCAACUGCCUCAAUUUUGCAAUCUGGAGAUAGAGCUCUCACUUGUGAAGAUUCAUGUGGUCAGUCUCAAUUGACUCAGAAAAACAAUGAAUUUGCUCACCUAGUACAAGUGUCUGGUGACGUUAUAAAAACUAAACUGUAA